Molecule: messenger RNA, 852 nt
Organism: Pipistrellus kuhlii (Kuhl's pipistrelle)
Lineage: Eukaryota; Metazoa; Chordata; Mammalia; Chiroptera; Vespertilionidae
Product: membrane-spanning 4-domains subfamily A member 10-like
Cellular component (GO): membrane
Source: RefSeq, a predicted model, not a curated record
AUGGUGAUAUCUUUCUCCGUGAGCUCUUUAUCCCCUUCAGAGCCGUCUGUGCCGCGGUCCCUUUUGAAGGCCCUGAAGCCUUCUCACUUGCCAGACAAGCUGGAGGAAAGUACUAAGAGGACCCAGGGCCAGCCGUGCGGGGCCACAGAGGUCAUCGUGCCAGAGGGAAGGCCCAGUCAGAACCUGGGGGCCAUCCUGGAGGUGACCCCAAUCAACUGGAAAUACAGCUUCUCACCAGACAUAGGGAGUCAUGGCAGCAGAAGCCCCCCUAGCUGGCCAGCCCAGCCCAAGCCCAAAGGCCACCGAGCUCUGCCAACUGGCUCCGCACUGGAACGGGGGGGGGGGGGGGGGGGGGGGGGGGGGCGGGGGGGCAUCCUUCUCACACUGGGCGCCUCCCACAUUGCCAUCGGGGUGCUGCGCGCGGUCCUCGGCGGCUACCUGGCCUUUUCAGUCAAGAACCUCCACCUAGUGACGCUGAAGUCUUGGUACCCAUUCUGGGGACCUGCCUCCUUCCUCUUUUCAGAGAUCUUGGCGAUGGCAGUGGCGGAGGUUUUGAAAACCUCUCUGAAGGCGCUGUGCCUGAUCGCCAACCUCCUCAGCUUCCUCUGCGGGCUGGCCAGCCUCUUGGUCCUGUCCAAGGACCUCUUCCUGGAGAAAACAAAUCCGUGGGCCCCGAUCUGGAGACCGUACCCCAACAGCACAGUGCACAUCCAGAGGCUGCAGCAGGUCCUGUUCAGCCUCACCUGGCUGGAGCUCUUACUGCCCGUGGUCACGGCCGUCUUCUCCGCCGCGGACGACGAGUCUGCGGAGAGCGAUGACUUGCCCCCGGUGCCGCCGCCGUGGAGUUGGUGA